UGGUUUUUUAAACUUUUUUAACUUUUACAUUUUUCAAUUUUACUUUUCUAAAAGUUUCAUAAUUACAAUUUUACCUUUUCCCUUCUUCCUUGCACACGUACACGCACGCCACCUCAUAACUCCUUUCUUUUUUUUUUUUUUUGAAUUUUUCAUUUAUCUGAUUCUUCCACUCUUCAAACCGAGCUUCCCACGAUCACCAUUAUCAAGCCCUAACCCAUUUCUUCUUCCCACGAUCACCUUCUCCAAGCCCUCACCCACGAUUUCCUCAACCUACAUUGUCAUCCUCCACUAUAUUUUUUCUAUAUAAAUGGCAACCACUAGAAGUGGUUCGAAAUCACCAUCUCCGGCGAAGAAACUUUCUAAAAAAUCGAAGAAGCCUCCAACUGUUACUUCUAAAGUCGAACCUAAGAUGGGGUUAAAAAAAAUUGCUAAAAAUGUAGUGGGUGAUGUUCCAGAGACAUCGGGCACUAAGAAAAGAGCCCUUCCAGUUAAGCCCGAUGCUCAUAAGCCUAAGAGAGCAAAAAUUUCCAAGUCUGCACGCGAUGUAAGUUUCUCUUUGUUGUGUUUAAAUUUUUCUUUAGUUUUUUUCUGGUUGUUUUAUUUGUGGUGUUUCAUUUGAUGGUUUAAAGUUUUCCCCAUUUUUUGUUCUAGGUUUCCUCAGAUUCUGAUUUUGAGGAUGAAGUGCAUGUUGAGGACCAAAAGCCUAAAGUUGAAUCGAAGGUCCAUGCUAGGACCUCAGUGAAGGUUGAAGGCUUUGACCUACCAAAGAAAAAUCCCCCUAAGGAAUGGGAUUAUAUUUAUGACCAGAAGAAUUUAUUCAUUGCCAAAGCCUUUUCCACUGCUACUUUCCAGGUGAUAGAGAACAUUAAGUCUUGUCUUUCAGAUGUACAGCUUGAAAUGUUUUCCAAAACCUGUUUUGGUCAUUUCCUUAACCUUCCUGAUUUUAAAGUUCAACCCCAAGUGUUUCAUGGGUUGUUGCUCCGGGAGGUUCAGCAACCUAAUGAUGCUGAGUUGUGGGUAAUGAUACGCGGUGUUAGGCUUAGGUUUAGCAUUGAGGAGUUUGCAUUGAUUACUGGGUUAGACUGCGAAGGUGACUGUAGUGUUUUAGAUUUUAAGCAAGAGGUUAAUAGUCUUUGUGAAAAAUAUUGGCCAACUUCGUCCUCUAUCACUAAGGAAUCUGUUAGGGAAUGUUUUACCACCAAGAGGUGGGGUGAUUCUGAUGAGGAUGCUGUGAAGUUGGCAGUGUUGUAUUUUGUGGAGUGGUUCUUGCUUAGUGGCACUAAGCAUAAAAAUGUACCCAAGUCUAUUUUAGAUGUUGUAGAUAGUGGGAGGUACAAUGAAUUUGCUUGGGGCCGGAGUUCUUUUGAAUUGACUAUUUCCUCAUUGAAGGGUAAGCUUGAUAGUUGGGUUGAGGGUGUUAGGAAGGCAAGGAGUUCGGGAAAGAGGCCGAGUGUUUUUUACACUUUGAUUGGUUGUCCUCAUGUUCUUCAAGUUUGGUUUUACGAGUGUUGUAAGUACAUGAAAGGUAAGUACUGCCAAAAGGAGAACUCUCGUAUUCCAAGGAUCACUCAGUGGACAUGCAAUAGUCAGCCUACUUUCAAAGUUUUGAAGACUACUAUUUUUGAUGUUUCCAAAGAUAAGGUAUAUCUGUUUGUUGUAAUUUGGUUUUUCAGUAGUUGUUUUUAUGUUGUUUUUCAUUAUUAAUAAUCUUCACAAUUGAAAUUUUUAUUUUGUUGUUUUUUGAUCAGCUGCAACUUUCAAAUAUGAGGCCCACGGCUGGUGAGUUCAAAGCUUUGAAACUGAGCAGUUUCAAGUUUGACACUGACUACAACUCUUACAAGAGUCUUCCUGUUCUCGAAGAGCCAACUGUUGCUCAGAGUGACAUUUCUGUCAAGCUUGAUGCUUUUUCUGAGAAAUUUCAUGGGUUGGAGGUCAAGAUCGAUUUGUUGCAUACUUCCCAACAGAAGAUUUCAUCUGAAUUGGUUGAGUUGAAAGAGUUUGUGUCUGCACAGUUUGUUUCUUUUGGUGCUCAGAUGGCUUCAAUGCAGACACAGUUUUCUACUGUUUUUGUCGAUUCCUAUGCCAAGGUAUUUUAGUUUUUCAAUAGUUGUUUUUCGGUUUUUUUAAGUUGUUUUAUACUAAUUUAAUUUGUAAUUUCAAUAUAGGACAAAGGCAGUGACUCUACCAAUGAUGAUGAUGGAAGUGGUGAUGAAACAGAUUUUGAUUUAAAUGAAUCUGAAGAAACUGAUGAAAAUGAAGAAGAGAAUGUAAUGGGUGAUGAAGAAGGGGAGGGUAGUGAAGGUGAAGAGAAGGAUGGUCAAGCUGAUGAAGAUUCUGACUCAAAAGAAAAAAAAUGAUAAGGGCAGUGAUGAUGAAUCCACUGAUAGUGAGGAGAAGGUAGAUAAGUAGACAAUGUAACUAGGUUUUAGUUACUUUGUGUGGUUUAUUUUGUUGUAAGUCCGUUUUAGGUUGUGGUCUUGUAAUUCUAUGUUCUUGUUAUGUUUUUUUUUUUUUUAAGAAAUUUGCAACUAUUUUUCAGACUAUUUAUUUGUAUUUAUUAUGUUAUUUAUAUGGCUGUGUUUAUAGAUUAUGUUGCUCG
Cannabis sativa is the source of this 2599-nucleotide messenger RNA. RefSeq lists its product as uncharacterized. Lineage: Eukaryota; Viridiplantae; Streptophyta; Magnoliopsida; Rosales; Cannabaceae. The transcript is spliced from 3 exons. The coding region runs from base 898 to 1704 and encodes 268 amino acids. The record is from RefSeq and is a predicted model, not a curated record.